Messenger RNA from Anguilla anguilla (European eel), 1285 nucleotides. RefSeq names its product apolipoprotein Eb-like. Bases 57 to 911 code for a protein of 284 amino acids. The record is from RefSeq and is a predicted model, not a curated record. Gene Ontology annotation, biological process: negative regulation of neuron apoptotic process; positive regulation of nitric-oxide synthase activity; cholesterol catabolic process. The transcript has 5 exons. Gene Ontology annotation, cellular component: extracellular region; intermediate-density lipoprotein particle. Gene Ontology annotation, molecular function: lipid binding. NCBI's taxonomy places the organism in Eukaryota, Metazoa, Chordata, Actinopteri, Anguilliformes, Anguillidae.
CCGAAAACGCAAGCAAGUUUUGGGAUUGCAGGUGUAUUUUUUUGUUUUGGACAAACAUGAGACUAAUAGCAUUGAUCCUUCUUCUGGCUGUCAUUUCAGGCUGCCAGGCAUCUUCGGAGAUCCAGGAUGACCUCGAGGAAAAGUGGGAAGAGGGCGUGGACAAGCUCUGGGAGUACCUUUAUGGGCGCCGAACUACGCCAACAGCAACAGCAACGACAACACCAACACCAACGCCGACACCAACGCCAACACCGACAGAGACACCGACAGAGACACCGACAGAGACACCAACACCAACACCGACACCAGCACCAACACCAACACCGACACCAGAACCAACAGGAACCCCUGGUCCGGUAGAGGAACUCCAGAACCUGGUCGAAGACGCCAUGGAGGACCUGAAUGAGUUGAGGGAGGACCUGGCCAAGAGGCUCGGGCCGCUGGUUCAGGACAUGGCCGACAGGGUGCGGGAGGACAUCAAGCGGCUCUUCGCCAAGGUCCGCGAGGACCUGGAGGAGGCCACGAACCGCGCCAAGGAGUACGGCGAGGAGGUCAAGAACCUGAUGCAGGACGACGGCGAAGGCGUCAGCGACAAGUUCAAGGAGUUCGACCGUCGACUGAGGAAGCGCCUCGCCAAGGACAUGGAGGACAUGCAGAAGACCGUGUCCGAUUACUUUAAGGACGUGGCGUCGAAGGCCCAGGAGGAAAUAGACGAAGCGAAGGACCGCCUCGAGCCCUUCUUCCGCAAGCUGCGCGACCGCGCCAAGGAGAAGCUGGACUCCAUCCUCGAGCAGCUGAAGGAGAAGACCCAGGGCCUCCGCGAGAAGGUGGAGAAGGCGGCCGAGGACACCCGCUCCACGCUGCAGAGGUGGUUCCAGCCCGUGGUCGACUUCUUCAAGUCCCUGGGCUAGGGAGGGAAGGGGCGAGAGGGAAGUCCGGUGGCCCCCCGGGGACGGGGACCAGGCGGGCGCGAUUUCCCUCUCGCUGCCGUGAACAGUUGGGUCAGAUCAGCUCGCCCACCCACAAACCCCAGCCCCGACCCGUUCAGCUUGUAAACUUUUCAUUCCCGUCCGGGAUCGUUGACUAAUGGUCAAAAGAUGCCUGUGCUGUUAAUUCUGCGACCCUCUAAAGGUGUAAGAUCACAAAUACGCGAUUAUACCGUUCGUAACUGAACAUUCUGAUGCUGAUAUAAAAAUUACCACUGGCAGUUGCGUUCUAGAACAUGACUGGAAAUAAGAAAACGCUACUCUUCAAUGGCUUAAGGUAUGAGAUGACAAAUAUGUGA